AUGUCCGAAGCCGAGCCGUCCUACAUCGACUAUGAGGCAUUCCUAGACCCCGAGUUCUCACCAGCCGGAUUCGCCAAUUCACUAGUUCUGAGUACAAACAAUGCAACGGAUACCCCCCUGGAUCUCUCAACACCACUCUCACGCGUGCUGUUUGAUCUCCAAGAAAUUGACACUCAUAUUCAUGGGUUAACAACAAAGUCGGCACUGCCACUUUUAUCCCACACACAAACCCAAACUGCGGCCGCAGAGAAUAUCCUACAGGAAACGGGCACACAAAUCACAUCAGUAACCCAAGGAUAUGAGCGACUAGAGAAGGAGGUGCUUCAGAAAUGGCAAGCCGCUGAUCAGGCAAGGAUUGCGGCAGAAAACUCAUUGGCUACCGUCCGAUUAGCUAGAGCUGUUGCCCGCUGUUUGGCACUUGGGCGACAGCUUGAAAGCCAAGUGGCCGAAAUAACCGGACGUACCACUGGACCAGCUAUAGGAGCUGACGGAACAACCACUCCGACCGGCAAGGAAGGGUUCAAGGCACUGGAACGGGCAGCAAUUACCAUCCUAAACCUGCGACAAAUGUUUGGGGCAACCUCGGAGGAAGAUGAAGGUUAUGGCCUGGAUCGAGUGAAGGUCACCCGUACCUUGCGCAAUGAGUUUGUGAUCCCUGCAGAGAAUAUGGUCAAAUCAAGGGCACAGCAAACCAUCAACCGCUUUUCAUUAUCCAGUCCUAUGACCACCAAUGGUCAAUCAUCAGUACCAUCAAGCUACAAACAGGCUCGCGAAGCCCGAUCACGAUUGGCAACGGCUGCAGCCACUCUAUACCUCCUCUCACCUAUCCCAAAGGACGCCGUCACUGUUUCGGACUACAAGCCUGAACUUCUUCUUUCCACCCUGCAGGGGUACAUGCAGACAUCCAUCAUGACAUCUGCCAAUGCCCUCGCCAAGGCACUAUCUCAACUCCCCACAAUGGAUCGUGCCCUCGGUGAUAUCUCUGUACGAUGCCAAGAUAUUGUUGCCCUGGAGUCUAUCUUGCGAAAUAUCCGUCCACCCUCUCACCCUAUCCUCUCAUCAGCCACAACCUAUGAUCAACCUACCACGGACGCAGAAACAGUAGCUUCCAGUCAGACAAAUCUCCUCCAGCUUCUCCUUCAGGCACUCGAUACCUCAUCCCUGCCCUCCUACUAUUGGCGAUCACUAGCUUCCGCCCUCACGUCCCGCGUGCAGGAAAUUGUCAACCGAGGGGGCGUGUCCGCACGCACAUUGCGAUCGAACCGAGAUCGGUUGAAGGCAGAAAUCAAAGACUGUGUGAUGCGUGCAUCCCAGGUCUCUGCCACUAACCUUUUGGCUGAAAAGGGUCGAACUGGAACGGAUACAGUGGUGGUAGGCAAUUGGGAACGGGAGGCUACCGUGAUGGUCAGCGCUGUGAUCGGUCCUCUGAGCCGAUAA
This is a messenger RNA of Penicillium verhagenii, 1437 nucleotides long. RefSeq names its product putative Golgi transport complex component Cog5. The transcript has a single exon. NCBI's taxonomy places the organism in Eukaryota, Fungi, Ascomycota, Eurotiomycetes, Eurotiales, Aspergillaceae. The record is from RefSeq and is a predicted model, not a curated record. The coding region runs from base 1 to 1437 and encodes 478 amino acids. Gene Ontology annotation, biological process: intra-Golgi vesicle-mediated transport. Gene Ontology annotation, cellular component: COG complex.